AUGGCUCAUGGUCUCGAUUUGACGUGGUUGUUGUCUGUUCCUAACCUUACUCAUCUCGAGCUUGAGUGUUUAGAGAAAGUACAAGAAGAGAUCAUAAGCGAGGAGAAGAAAGUUGAAGAGUACUGGAGCCCUCUGCUUUUCCCUUGUUUGAAGAAGAUUGAAGUAGAAAAGUGUCCAAAGCUGAGGAAGCUUCCACUCAGCUUUAAGAGUUGUGUUGGUGGUGAAGAACUUGUUAUAAACUACAGAGAUGAUAAAUGGUUUAAAAGGGUUCGAUGGGAAGAUAAAGCCACUAAAGACCGUUUCUUACCUUGCUGUGAAAAGCUCCUGACCUCGUACACAGAAGGCAACAGCUCGUGA
Messenger RNA from Brassica napus (rape), 357 nucleotides. Its product is annotated as probable disease resistance protein At1g12290. The transcript is spliced from 4 exons. Lineage: Eukaryota; Viridiplantae; Streptophyta; Magnoliopsida; Brassicales; Brassicaceae. Bases 1 to 357 code for a protein of 118 amino acids. The record is from RefSeq and is a predicted model, not a curated record.